AUGUCCUUUAAUGAAGGAGACGCCAGGGGAGUGAAACAGCCUCACAACGAUCCCCUGGUCAUAGUGCUGAAUAUAGAAGGGUUCAAUACCAGAAGGAUCCUUGUUGAUAAUGGAAGCUCGGCGGAUAUCAUCUACCUCCCAGCCUUCCAGCAGUUGAAGUUAGAUCCAAAAAGGCUCCGUCCUUUUGACUCUCCGCUUGUCAGUUUCAGUGGAGACAGGGUCUACCCCAGGGGUAUAGUGACUCUGACGGUGACAGCAGGGACCUAUCUGUUGCAGUUGACCAAACAAGUAGAUUUCCUGGUUGUAGAUUGCCCCUCGUCCUACAAUGUCAUCAUUGGGAGGCCUACCCUAAACAAAUGGAAGGCAGCAACGUCCACAUACUGUUUGAAGGUGAAAUUCCCAACAGACGAUGGUGUAGGUGAAGUGAAGGGAGAUCAGGUCCUGGCAAGGGAGUGCUACCAGGCCGUACUGGCAAGAAAGGAGAACCACACGUGGACGAUAGAAGAAAAAGAGGAAGACGGAAUGGAGAUCCUGGAAGCAGUGGAGUUGGUAGAAGGAAAUGCGGACAGGACAACCAGGAUAGGGACGACGCUAAGCCCUGAGAUGAGAGCGAAACUCAUAAAGUUCCUUAAAGGGAAUCUUGGUGUCUUUGCAUGGAGUCACGAGGACAUGCCAGGCAUAUCUCCAGAGAUCAUCCAGCAUAGACUGAAUGUGGACGCCAAUAGGAAGCCCGUUCAGCAACGACGAAGAACUUUCGCUCCAGAGCGAGAUCAGGCAGUAGCAGAAGAGGUAACCAAACUAUUGACGGCUGGGUUCAUCCGGGAGGUAUACUACCCAGAAUGGCUCGCCAACGUCGUCCUGAGAGGAAUAGAAGCCAAUCCAGAAAAAGUACAAGCUAUCAUUGACAUGGCCCCACCCAAGAUCGUCAAGGAGGUACAAAAACAUACAGGAAGGAUAGCAGCUCUAAAUAGGUUCGUCUCUAGGGCCACAGACAAAUGCCUGCCCUUUUUCAAAACCCUCAAGCAAGCUUUCGUUUGGACCGACGAAUGCGAAGCAGCGUUCCAAGAGCUGAAGCGAUACCUGAGCAGUCCACCUCUCCUGAGCCCGUCCAAAGGAGGGGAGAACCUAUACUUGUACCUGGCGGUGUCAGCCUCGGCAGUCAGCGCAGCCUUGAUUAGAGAAGAGGGCAAAAAGCAACUCCCGGUGUACUAUGUCAGUCAGGCCUUUCAAGGAGCUGAGUUCAGAUACCCAAGGAUUGAAAAGAUUGCGUUCGCGCUUAUAGUAGCCUCGCGCAAGCUCAGGCCGUAUUUCCAGUCAAAUCCUAUCCUUGUGAUGACGGAUCAGCCAAUUAAGAAAUCAAUGAACAGACCAGAAGCAGCAGGGAGAAUGGUCCAAUGGGCAAUCGAACUCAGCCAAUUUGACAUCGAGUACCAUCCAAGAGUAGCCAUCAAGGCACAAGCUCUGGCUGACUUCAUCGCCGAAUUCACUCUUCUAGACGAAGAAGGAACUACAGACGAAGUUGAUAAAUGGACAAUACAGACAGAUGGUUCGUCGGCCCAAAAGAGGGGGGGAGUAGGGGUCGUCAUAACUACCCCCGACGGAGAAGUGAUGAAGUAUGGAGUUCAACUGGAAUUCCCAGCCACCAAUAAUGAAGCCGAAUAUGAAGGAAUAUUGACGGGCUUGAGGCUUGGAAAAGCUCUUGGUGCCAAAAAUUUGCUGGUCCAGAGUGAUUCAAAGCUGGUAAUCGGACAGAUCAGUGGAGAGUACGAGGCAAAGGAGGAAAGGAUGCAGAAAUACCUUAAACUGACGAGGCAAUUAACUCAGGAGUUCGACACAGUGGAUUUCGUCCAGAUACCAAGAAACCAGAAUAUUGAAGCUGACGAAGUGUCGAAACUAGCGUCGUCAGAAGCAGGAAUGACAAGCACAGACGUGGCAAUAGAAAUUCAGAAAUGCCCAAGUAUUGAAGAGGUAGCAGUGCUCACCACCCAGGGAACAAACACCUGGAUGACGCCCUUAAUAUCCUUCCUCCGAGACGGACACUUACCUCAGAAUACUGACGAAGCCAGAAAGGUCAGAAAGAGAGCGGCUAGGUUCACGAUCCUAAAUGACGUCUUGUACAAGAGAGGCUUCUCUAUGCCCUACUUGAAGUGCGUCGGCGAGGACGAGGCCAAAUACAUCCUAGAAGAAGUACACGGAGGAGUUUGUGGCGACCAUGCCGGCCCCAGAUCCCUAGUAAACAAGGUGAUAAGAGCGGGGUACUUUUGGCCAACCAUGCAGGGGGAUGCUGCUAACCUCGUUAGAAGAUGCAACAGAUGCCAGCGGUACGGGAAUGUACAACGGCUUCCAGCAGAGAAGAUGACGACCAUAUCCUCCCCAUGGCCAUUCGCGCAAUGGGGAAUCGACAUCGUCGGUCCUCUGCCCCAAGAGGCCCUAGCAACCAUCACUGAGGCUCGGAUCCGGAGCUUCGUGUGGAAAAACAUUAUCUGCAGGUUCGGGAUCCCUUUGACGAUCAUAUCUGAUAAUGGGAAGCAGUUCGAUAGCCAAGGCUUCAGAGAGUUCUGCUCAAACCUCGGGAUCAAGAAUCAGUUCUCAUCCCCGGGACACCCCCAGGCAAAUGGACAGACGGAAGUAACAAACAGGACGUUGCUUAAGAUAAUCAAAACCAAGCUGGACGAAGCAAAAGGUGCCUGGCCAGAAGAACUGCCUAGUGUCUUGUGGGCAUACAGGACUACAGCCAGAACCCCGACAAGAGAGACGCCCUUCAGGCUUACCUACGGCUCAGAAGCAGUGAUCCCAGUAGAAGUUGGAGUAACAAGCAUCAGGCGAGGAGCUUUCAGAGAGGGACUCAAUGACGAGGGGCUGCGGUUCAACCUGGAUUGCUUGGAUGAAAUAAGAGACAACGCGUCCAGUAGAAUGACAAAGUAUCAAAAGAAAAUGGCCGAGUAUUACAAUAAGAGGGUCAAACUCAGGCGUCUGGCCAUAGGGGACCUCGUCCUUCGCAAAGUCACUAUAGCUACUAAAGACCAUACUCAAGGGAAGCUGGGCCCUACAUGGGAAGGGCCAUAUCGCGUCGUUCAUUACUCUAGGCAAGGGAGUUACCAUCUGGAAACUAUGGACAGACGAAAGCUCCCUCGUCCUUGGAACAUUGAGCAUUUAAAGAAAUACCAUGAGUAA
This is a messenger RNA of Quercus robur (English oak), 3174 nucleotides long. RefSeq lists its product as uncharacterized. Lineage: Eukaryota; Viridiplantae; Streptophyta; Magnoliopsida; Fagales; Fagaceae. The record is from RefSeq and is a predicted model, not a curated record. The transcript is spliced from 3 exons. Gene Ontology annotation, molecular function: nucleic acid binding; RNA-DNA hybrid ribonuclease activity. Bases 1 to 3174 code for a protein of 1057 amino acids. Gene Ontology annotation, biological process: DNA integration.